Molecule: messenger RNA, 1842 nt
Organism: Lachancea meyersii CBS 8951
Lineage: Eukaryota; Fungi; Ascomycota; Saccharomycetes; Saccharomycetales; Saccharomycetaceae
Source: the annotation of a GenBank genome assembly
AUGUCUAACCAGGAAAAACGUCUCGCUAAUGAAAAUAUAAUAAGCUCGAAUUCCGACGAUGAGUCCAGUCGCACAGACCAAGUAGGUCAUAUCGAAGACGAAAAACAAGUAUGGUGGAAGCGCGUGCUGAGGGCGAUAGAAAUCCAGCAGUCUACAUCCAACGAAACUAUCAAAGAGACAUUUCUGUUCAAUCAUGACUUGAAGCCGGUAGAAAGCAAGCGCCGUGUGUGGUCGUGGUUCAACUUCGUAUAUUUCUGGAUUGCAGACUGCUUCAAUAUCAACACUUGGCAGGUGGCAGCCACGGGUCUGCAACUGGGUCUCAGCUGGUGGGAAACGUGGAUCACGGUGUGGAUAGGUUACUCGCUGGUCGCGGUUUUUGUCGUGAGCGUGUCCAGAAUCGGGUCCGUCUACCACAUUUCGUUCCCCAUCACCGCGAGAGCGUCGUUCGGUAUUUUCUUCUCCCUCUGGCCCGUGUUAAACCGUGUGGUAAUGGCCAUUGUGUGGUAUUCCGUGCAAACGUGGAUUGCCAUGUCUCCAGUGUCGCUAAUGUUGAAAAGUAUCUUCGGAAACGAUCUUCCCAACCGCAUUCCCGACCAUAUUGGCAGUCCCAACGCGACCACGUACCAGUUCAUGUGUUUUUUCAUUUUCUGGGUGUGCCAACUGCCCUUCGUGUAUGUCCAUCCACACCAAAUUCGUCAUUUGUUCACCGUGAAAGCGGCUUUGGUUCCUUUUGCGGCGUUUGGCUUUCUGAUCUGGGCUUUGAAGAAGUCCCAUGGUCACAUUGCGCUCGAAUCGCUGGUCCAGGGCCCUGCUUUGACCUCUAGCGAACGUGGCUGGGCCUGGAUACAGUCCAUCCUAGCGUGUGUUGGUAAUUUCGCCACAUUGAUUGUCAAUGCCCCAGAUUUCUCCCGUUUUUCCAAGACCAAACUCUCUGCCACCUACUCCCAGGCUUUCUCCAUUCCGUUUUUCUUUGCCAUCACUUCUCUGAUUGGAAUUUUAGUCACCUCUGCGGCCUACAAGAUUUACAACAUCAACUACUGGUCACCACUGGACGUUCUAGACAGGUUCUUGGGCGACGGGUUUACCAAGGGCGAGCGCGCAGGCGUAUUCCUCAUUUCCUUUGUAUUUGCCAUUGCACAGCUAGGUACGAACAUUAGCGCUAACUCUUUGUCUGCUGGUACAGACAUGACUGCUCUGUUGCCCAAAUACAUCAGCAUCAGACGCGGUGGGUUUAUCUGUGCUGCUCUGGCCCUGUGCAUAUGUCCUUGGAACCUUCUUUCAAGCUCCAGCAAGUUCACGACGGCAUUGGGUGCUUAUGCCAUCUUUUUGAGUUGCAUUGCCGCUGUAAUGGUCGCCGACUACUAUGUGGUCCGGAGAGGCAAGCUCGACUUGCAACAGCUGUACUGUGCAGACAAGCACAUUUCCGUCUACAUGUAUGGAAACCGUUUCGGCGUCAAUUGGAGGGCUCUCGUGGCCUAUUUGGCAGGAAUUGUUCCUAACAUGCCUGGAUUUGUGGGAACCGUGGGCGACAACAUACACGUUCCUAUGGGUGCCAUCAAACUUUACUAUCUCAACUAUUUGGUCGGGUUUUCCGUGUCAUUUCUGGUGUACGUUGCCUUGUGCCAUUAUUUCCCUGUUCCUGGCGCCCCAGUCGCCAACAUCCUUCGCAAGAGCGAAUGGCUGGAAUCCUUCCAGGACGUGGAGUAUUUCCACGAAGAGAGAGACACAUUCUACAGCGAAAAUGGUCUUAAUGCUGUUUCUUCGAGAAUUGGCGAAAAUGAAGAGGACCCUGCUCUUGCCUUCACCAUUCGCAGUCGCGUGUCACUAGUGGGAAAGCAGUAA